UGUGUGUGUGAGGUGGUCGAAUGCAGACGGUAAAGCAGCCAUUCUGUCUCGAGCUCACCCAGCAUCAACACCACGGGAUUACGCGCGAUCUCUGUCUGCUUCUGAAACGGAGAAGAGUAUCGGUUUCAAACCUGCAGGGCGAAAUCUAUUAUUUUACAAGAUAAGGCAACACGCAUUUCAGCUUCGAUAGGGGAAGUUGGAAGACAAAUAACAGGUCCGCGAAUAAUCCACAGCUGUUGCUGUGUAAUUUGUACAGCAUGGACGCGCUAAUAAAGGGAUUCUCAAAAGCCAAGGAUGGGGUCGUGGCAGCAGCGGAGAAGACGAAGCAGGGAGUGACUGGGGCGGCUGAGAUGACAAAAGACGGCGUUAUCUUUGUCGGCAACAAAACAAAGGAUGGAGUCACAACAGUUGCAGGUAAAACAGUGUCUGGGGUUUCCCAGGUGGGCGGAGCCAUGGUGACAGGUGUGACAGCAGUGGCCCACAGGACUGUGGAGGGGGCGGGGAAUAUCGCUGCUGCGACUGGAUUGGUCAAGAAAGACCCAGCCAAACAGGAUGAAGAUGCUAUGUCUAAAGACUCACCCAUCAAGGAGUCAUCUGGGGACCCAGAGGGUGGUGAUACUGCUGCAGAGGAGGAUUCCGAUGGCUAUUAGAAGUACAGCACUGUCAAGUGCCUCAUCUCACAACAAUCCAGAACUACUGUAACAAUCCAGAAUCAAUUAUCAAAACAUUCCAUGUCGCCCUGCCAAGUCCCGUCGUGCCUCGUUGUGUUCCUUAAUGGAGUCUGUGCCAUGUGUGUAUGACGUUGUGUGUGUGUAACGUGUGUCUUUAGCUUAGUGGGUGAACGCCAGUGUGUGUGUACAUCAGUCUGUGUGUGUGGCCUGUAGUCUCCGUCAGUCAGUCCUGAGUGGGGUCUAUAUGCCCUUCUGGUCCAGUUGUCAUCUUCAGUAACUCCCUCCCACUAAGGCAGCCACCUGGACACCGGAGGAACUACCUGUACGUUCUGUCUUGCUGUCUGUGGACUUUGUGGCUUUGAAGUAAAUACAAAUACUAUAUACAGGACGGAGUCGAAAACGCGCUUUGCUGAUGAAAUGUCACUUCCUUAUGUUAUAAAAUACAUUUUACCAAGACAAAUUUGAUUAUUAAUGUUCUGAAUUGUUCAUUGGAGCCUUUGUCUAACAUAUCAUUAACAUGAUAUCCAAAAAGUCGGAUUUCGUAACCUAAUACAGCCGAUAAUAAGCACUGCGCUCUGUUGACGCUCUGUUUCUCGUAAUAACUUGAGGAUUUUACAUUUUGUGGUUGUCGUCUUAAAGGUUGUUUCCGCAGGUCGCAAAAAGCUUAAUUAAAUGUAAAAGGCUUUGAAAAUAAAAAGCUUGUUAUACACUCUGUUCGCUGUUGACAUUUCACAGAUAUACACUUGUUUUUGUGAGAAAUCUCCCCCCCAAAAAUUGAAUUUUGAAUUAAUAUGAAAAGCAUAUACUAAAAUAUGAAAACAUGUCUCAAAAUCAAUAUUCAUCUAACCUCUAUUGUUUUAUGUCCUGUGGAUUCAAGAAGAAAGACGACGAGUUCAACGGGAAAGUGAGCCUGUCAGGUAGCCAGUAGCCUUAAUUCUUUCUUAGAGGAUUAUCUACACAAUUAACAUUAUUUUUACCUAUUGGUCAAAAGAAGCGUUUUUGAUUGGACACCCUAGAUACAGUACACUGUGAUAAACCACUGACAGUCCUGCACAGAUGCGAUCACUAUAUGCGGAGUGCACUGUAGUACAAUUUAUGAAAAAGCACAUGUGCCUAUAACGAUUAACUAUACGAAUCUGAAAGGAAGCAUACUUUGUUUUUGUGGUGGACUACUACUGUGCUAUAUGAGGUAUCUGUGAAUUUAUAAACUUGUAUUUUUAUGUUCUCACUCUGCAGAUUAGUGAAAUACAAGGUGGAGUUUGAAACACACUAGCAUGGAAUCAAAAAAUGCAACUAACUGUGACAAGGAGUUUAGUUACAUUUGUUAAAUGUUGAAUAAAGUAUACAUAACAAAAUAA
This is a messenger RNA of Coregonus clupeaformis (lake whitefish), 2029 nucleotides long. Its product is annotated as alpha-synuclein. Gene Ontology annotation, molecular function: cuprous ion binding. NCBI's taxonomy places the organism in Eukaryota, Metazoa, Chordata, Actinopteri, Salmoniformes, Salmonidae. Gene Ontology annotation, cellular component: neuronal cell body; cytoplasm; axon terminus. Gene Ontology annotation, biological process: synapse organization; chemical synaptic transmission; synaptic vesicle endocytosis. The record is from RefSeq and is a predicted model, not a curated record. The transcript has 6 exons. The coding region runs from base 258 to 650 and encodes 130 amino acids.